Terrapene triunguis (Three-toed box turtle) is the source of this 1683-nucleotide messenger RNA. RefSeq names its product DNA polymerase theta-like. The coding region runs from base 1 to 1683 and encodes 560 amino acids. Gene Ontology annotation, molecular function: ATP binding; nucleic acid binding. The record is from RefSeq and is a predicted model, not a curated record. Lineage: Eukaryota; Metazoa; Chordata; Testudines; Emydidae. The transcript has 10 exons.
AUGGGGUCUAGUUCCCGGGCUGGUGGCGCCAGGAGGCCAAGACGGGGUGGCCUGGCCCGUUCCCCACCCGCUCCCGGGGGCUGCAGCCACUUCGGGUCCGCGGCCCCCGCCCGGCCCGUGCUGAGUCCCCCGCCCGGCCUGGAGCGCUCCCUGUGGGGCAGCGGCAGCCCGAGCCGCUCAGGGCGAUGCCAGCAGAUGAAUAUUCCUGAUGACCAAGCAGACAAGCUGCUCCUAGCAAGCUGGGGGCUUCCUGAAGUAGUUCUGGAGAAAUACCACAGUCUGGGAGUAGUACAUAUGUUUGAAUGGCAAGCAGAAUGCCUGAUGCUUGGACAAGUCCUGGAGGGGAAGAACCUAGUUUACUCAGCUCCUACUAGUGCUGGGAAGACGCUAGUUGCUGAGUUACUCAUCUUGAAGAGAGUCCUGGAGACCCAUAAGAAAGCUCUGUUCAUCCUCCCCUUUGUCUCUGUGGCCAAAGAGAAAAAGUAUUACCUGCAGACUCUGUUUCAGGAGGUGGGUGUGCGGGUAGAAGGCUAUAUGGGAAGUACUUCCCCUGCUGGACGUUUCUCAGCACUAGAUGUGGCUGUCUGCACCAUUGAGAGAGCCAACGGACUAAUCAAUAGACUCAUAGAGGAGAACAAGAUGGACUCACUGGGGAUGGUGGUUGUGGAUGAGUUGCACAUGCUGGGAGAUUCUCACAGAGGAUAUCUGCUGGAACUCCUGCUGACCAAAGUUCGAUUUGUUACAGAGAAAGUUGCUAAAAGACAGACAAAGGAGAACAGUCCUGUUUUUGACAGCAUACAGAUAAUAGGCAUGAGUGCCACCCUCCCUAACCUGGGUCUUCUGGCCUCCUGGCUGAAUGCUGAGCUGUACCAUACUGAUUUUCGCCCUGUACCCCUUAUGGAGUGGGUGAAAAUUGGCCAUAAUAUUUAUGACUCUUCAAUGAAGCUUGUGCGGGAAUUCCAACCCAUGCUGCAAGUGAAGGGAGAUGAAGACCAUGUGGUGAGCCUGUGUUACGAGACCAUUCGCGAUGGCCAUUCAGUCCUACUCUUCUGUCCAUCCAAGAACUGGUGUGAAAAACUGGCAGACAUCAUAGCCAGGGAGUUCUACAAUCUGCAACACUGGUCCCUGCAGCAGGCUGAGAGGUUUACCAAAACCUCAGCACUUUCACCAGUUGCCUUGGACAAGGAAGGAAUAGAAGAGGUGAUGGACCAGCUAAGGCGCUCACCGUCCGGUCUGGACUCUGUGCUCCAGCGUACUUUACCAUGGGGAGUGGCAUUUCAUCAUGCAGCAAUUCCAUUUUCAAAAACAACAACUUCCCAGAAUGGAUUAGAAAUUUGGUUGACAAACAAGGAACAAAAAAUGAAUCAAAACGUGAAAAUACCCAAACACAGAACUGCAAUUGUCGCCCAAGACCUCUCGAGGUACCACAUUGACAUCGCUGCUCUCAGUGAGACAAGACGUGUAGGUGAAGGCCACUUGAGGGAAGGGGGCAACGGUUACACUUUCUUCUGGAAAGGAAAACCAGCAAGCCACAGGCGAAUACACGGUGUUGGCUUUGCAAUCAAGAACCUUCUAGUCAACCGCCUGACUGAGUUCCCUGUCAGCAUCAACGAAUGCCUCCAAUUGGCCAAUAAGUCAUUUGCUACCAUUAUCAGUGCAAAUGUGCAAAGCACGACCUUGUGA